UCUAUUCUUGUAAGGCAUCACUUUAACCCAUCUUUUCCGUACCUUCUCCUUCACUCAAUUUCAUAUCUCCUUCUCAUUACUUAUACGUAUCAAUCCCUCUUACCUCUCACACUCCCAAUAAAAUUCUAAAAACCAGGCUCAAGAGAGAUCAGAGAAGCAUGGUUGAAGGAAAAAAUAAGAACAGGAUCAUGGAUGAAGAAUCAAGUAGUCAUGAUCAACAACACCGGCCUCUGCUAGGAGAUUCAAGACCCCAGACCAAUCAGACUAACUUCAUACAGAAUGCCAUUAGCCAGACAUUUCGAAGCACAGCCCAUUUGGCUAAUCUUCUUCCCACAGGGACAGUGCUUGCAUUCCAACUUCUAUCCCCCAUCUUCAGUAAUCAAGGUCGGUGUGACGAUGCCAGCAAGUUCAUGACAACAGGCCUUGUGAUCUUUUGUGGUCUGUCAUGCUUCCUAUCAUCCUUUACAGAUAGCUUCAGAGAUGACAAAGGAACAGUUCAUUAUGGACUAGCAACCUUAAGAGGAUUGUGGGUCAUUGAUGGGUCUGCCACCAUUUCUCCUGAGAUGGCUAAAGAAUUUCAGCUUAAGUUCAUUGAUUUCUUGCAUGCCUUCAUGUCAGCACUGGUUUUUGCUGCUGUCGCACUGUUUGAUACGAAUGUUGUGAAUUGUUUAUACCCCACACCAUCUGAAGAGACAAUGGAACUCCUAACAGCAAUUCCAGUUGGGAUCGGUGUCUUUGGCAGCGCGUUUUUCGUCACUUUCCCUACCACUCGUCAUGGAGUUGGCUUCCCUCUCUCUCCUCGCUAAUCUCUCUGUCGUUUUCCAUUUUCCUGUCUGUUCUCAACAUAAUAAAAAAUAAUAUCAUUCAGCUGUGCCACUAUUAAUGUUGUAACCAUGU
Molecule: messenger RNA, 897 nt
Organism: Telopea speciosissima
Lineage: Eukaryota; Viridiplantae; Streptophyta; Magnoliopsida; Proteales; Proteaceae
Product: protein DMP4-like
Exons: 2
Coding region: 159-806 (215 amino acids)
Biological process (GO): endomembrane system organization
Source: RefSeq, a predicted model, not a curated record